AUGUCAAGGAAGUUGUUCAGUGUUGCCAAUGCAUUGUAUGGCCUCCUGGGAGCCGGUGUAACGCUAGAGGAUGGGAUCGGUGUCCUGAUAAUGGGUGGUUCUUCGGAGGGUUUAGGUAUCGAAAUCUGUUUGGCCUUGGCAAUCGACUGGAAUCUCUAUGUGGUCAAUGUGGACACAAAGGAUAUGGAAGUGAUCCUGGAUGACAGGGAAGCAAUUAUAAUGGAUAGAAACUACAGCUUUGUGCAGUGCAAGGAUUUUACGAAGCCCGAAUCUGUGCUGGAAGCACUGACGAAAGUGCAAGCACUGCAAUUGCCCUUGAAAUUACUCAUCAACAAUAUGCAGCAUGGCUUAAAUACGACGUUCUGCCCUUCUUUCCUACUCGGGAACAAUGCUGUCUCUAGAUUACAGGAAUAUACCGAUUCUAAUGUCAUUAGUGUCAUGGUUACGACCAAGUAUUUUAUGAAUGUGCUUGUCCCUCAGACAAGAAGACUUCUGAACGGAAAGACAAGUUUUUAUAUUAUUAACUUGACCAGUAUCCUAACUCUAACGACUCCGGGUCUUGCCAUUGAGUAUAUUUCAUCUAAGGCUGCGUUAAAUCGGUUCCACGAUGGCCUGACGUCUGAGCUAGCUUUGAGCCUGGACAAAAGCUACUUCAAGACAUUGCUAAUUUUCCUACCAUAUGUCAGGGAUGGACAUACAUGGGAAAAUGUGAGCACAGAGCUAUGCCGACAAGUGAUUAAGCAUUUGAAGUUGGGGCAAAGAGGCUGCGCGAAGCUUCAUCUUGGUGGGUACUCAUCAGAAAGGUGGCACGGCAAGAUCAAAGAAAAUUAUCGAUAUAAAUCAGGCGGAUGGAGGCCUGAGUGGCCCAGCUAG
Torulaspora globosa is the source of this 873-nucleotide messenger RNA. RefSeq names its product Srl4p (gene SRL4). Bases 1 to 873 code for a protein of 290 amino acids. The record is from RefSeq and is a predicted model, not a curated record. Lineage: Eukaryota; Fungi; Ascomycota; Saccharomycetes; Saccharomycetales; Saccharomycetaceae. Gene Ontology annotation, molecular function: oxidoreductase activity, acting on the CH-OH group of donors, NAD or NADP as acceptor. The transcript has a single exon.